UGCAGACACCUCUGUGACCCGCACAAUUAAAAGCUACAUAACAUAUUCCUCGACAAGCGACAAAAUGCAGCGCCCAGAAUAACAAGCAGGACAACUUCUAAAGAGACCAUUGUUGACCAGUCUCCUGUGCGUUCGUUUGGGAAGCUUGUGGCGGAUUUCCAGAAGGAUGGUGUGAAUUGAUUGGAAAAGAUGGGACUGUGGAUGUUCCUCAGGUUUGUGUGACUCUACCAAGACACUUUGACGGGGUCCUCCUGACGAGCACAGGGAGAAGAUGCAAAGAUUAGUGGCCACAGAUGUCUUUAAUUCCAAAAACCUGGCCGUUCAGGCGCAAAAGAAGAUCCUGGGUAAAAUGGUAUCCAAAUCCAUCGCCACCACGCUGAUCGAUGACACCAGCAGCGAGGUGCUGGAUGAGCUCUACAGGGUGACCAAGGAGUACACCCAAAACAAGAAGGAGGCGGAGAGGGUCAUCAAGAACCUCAUCAAGACGGUCAUCAAGCUGGCCGUUCUCCACAGGAACAAUCAGUUCAAUCAAGACGAGCUGGCGCUGAUGGAGAAGUUCAAGAAGAAGGUCCACCAGCUUGCCAUGACGGUGGUCAGCUUCCACCAGGUGGAAUACACCUUCGACCGCAACGUGCUGUCCAGGCUGCUGAAUGAGUGCCGGGAGCUGUUGCAUGACAUCAUUCAGCGCCACCUCACCGCCAAGUCUCACGGACGGGUUAAUAAUGUCUUUGAUCAUUUUUCAGAUUGUGAUUUUUUGGCUGCCUUGUAUAAUCCCUUUGGAAAAUUUAAACCUCACUUACAGAAACUUUGUGAUGGCAUCAACAAAAUGUUGGAUGAAGAGAACAUAUGAGCUUGUGACAUACGCGUGUGGCCGGCAGCGAUUUAUGUGGAGACAGAGCACUGCUGACUCAUGAAGGGAAGACGGAGAAUCUUUUAAAGAUCACGUGUAAUUCAGAAAGGCUUGGCCUGAUACAAUCAUUGGACAUUAAUGGUAGUACUUUUGUGUGGCUUGUUGUAAUUGGAAAAAAAAAAAAAAAAAGCAUAUUGCCAAAAAUUCUGGCUGAAAUAUCUUACUUAAUAAAUGUCAGGAUGUGGAAAAAAUAGAGGGUUGGUAAUUCAAAUGUAGAGUGACACAAAGACAGAUGAGCGUGGCUCACUCCAGUCACUGGGAUUUUUUUUGUGUUUUAGGGAAAUCGUGUUGGUGGCACAUUGGAUAUUUCUAAUAUGUACAAAGUUGUGUAUCUUGGCUCACUUUUAUCCUUUACUAUGUCUGUGUAUCUCUUUUAAAAUGCCAAGGGCCUCUCUCUGCUGUCAUUGAUCCUUUUGAAACAAUUCUGCUUCCUCGUCUACUCGAUUCUUUUGUUACAGAUUGUCAUUGACAUUCAGGAAUUAAAUCUGAGGCCAUGGAACCAUCAGGAAAGCAGAAAACCGCAUUUCUGAAAUCACGACUGUGGAAAUAAAUAAUGUGUCCAUUGUAAGAGUGUGCUUCUGAAACUGAGUUGUGCUUCUUGGUACCAACGUGAUACUUAGAUUCUCAAAACUGUAGCAGCAUGCCGUUGCCUUGAAAUACUUGCUUAGGGCCUAACUGUGAUGUCAUCUUGAACACGUGCUGACAGAUGUCUCCGGUAUUAACAUCCAUCUCACACAUAGGAGAAAAAGAAUUCUAGAUCGGCUUUAAUAUUGAAACAAUAAAAUGUAAGUAGCGUGAAAAAGAGGAAAAUCAUCUUGGGUUUGAAGAUGAACUCGGCAGCCUAAUUUAGGGGGGUGAGGGGUGAAAGGAUGGAAAGGCUGUUGCUUAGUAAUGUAAGAAAGAUGGAUGCAUUUCAAUGUUUAAUGGGGAUUGAUGAAUAAAGGCCAUCGUUUUUUUAUUUAA
Messenger RNA from Peromyscus californicus insignis, 1873 nucleotides. RefSeq names its product TNF alpha induced protein 8 (gene Tnfaip8). The transcript is spliced from 2 exons. The coding region runs from base 272 to 850 and encodes 192 amino acids. NCBI's taxonomy places the organism in Eukaryota, Metazoa, Chordata, Mammalia, Rodentia, Cricetidae. The record is from RefSeq and is a predicted model, not a curated record. Gene Ontology annotation, molecular function: cysteine-type endopeptidase inhibitor activity involved in apoptotic process. Gene Ontology annotation, cellular component: cytoplasm. Gene Ontology annotation, biological process: regulation of apoptotic process.